AUGGCCAAAAGGGAACCGGAAGAAAGAGCAGAUAAUCUAAGCUCAAACAGAUGGAAGAGCACAAAUUACGGUACCUGCAACAACUUCUCAAUUGAGAAAAAAAACAAGAGUGUGAAUGAAUACAUCAUGGCCAUAAAAGAAUUGGAAGAAAGAGCACGCAAUUGUUAUGCAGAAACCAUUCCCCUCGAAUCAGAUGAGUUUGUGGAAAUGAUGCUUCUUGACAGUUUAAUUAUCAUUGAGUUAUUUCGCAAGUCAAGUAUGCGGCGACUGAGAGCUAAGAGUGACCAUAUUUUCCAAUCAGAGCAGAUUAGAUUUGCAUUACGGCGUGACUUAAUUUUACUUGAAAAUCAACUUCCAUUCUUUAUCCUUGUUCGUUUGUUCAACAUGACUAAAAUUGAUUCAGACUUGGAAAUCAUUCAAAUAGCCUUAACUUUUCUAGAAUUUAACGCACCAGACCAGAAGUUAGAAGCUCCUAGAGGAAUCUCAAUCAACAACAUCAAACAUCUACUUCACCUAGUACAUAGUUGUUGGUGCUUUAAGUUUGCUGAGAUGAGUAGAAAUGCAACGGAAAAGGAAUUGGAGUUUAUAAAUUCUGCAACAGAACUGCAAGAGUCGGGGAUUCAAUUCAAGAAGGCUGAGGAAAGAAACUUGUUUGAUAUAAAGUUCAUUAGUGGGAUAUUGGAAAUCCCAUUACUAUCCAUCGCAGCAGAAGAAGGUGAGUCUUUCUUCACAAAUCUAGUUGCCUUUGAGUUGUGUCCUUCAUAUCAUGAGCCAGAGUACGUUUGUGACUAUGUCGUCUUCAUGAAUUGCCUCAUCAAUUCCUUCGAGGAUGUUCGUUUACUUCGUCAUAGUGAAAUUAUUGAAAGUUGGGUAGGUGAUGAUGCAGAACUUCACGCCAUGUGGCACAAGUUGUUCAACAUCACCCUAACAGAUACCGAAAAAUUUAGUUACUCUCAAGUUUUCAAUGAUGUAAACAACCAUUGUAAGCGACGCCGAAACAUGUGGAUGGCAAACUUAAAGCGGAAUUACUUCAACAGUCCAUGGGCAUUGAUUUCAUUUUUGGUUGCUACCAUACUACUUCUGCUUACCGUGGCACAAACUAUCUUUUCCAUUCUUUCUUUUGGCAAAGGUAGCUUUAAUUGAGUCCCUUUAUUGUUUUC
Camellia sinensis is the source of this 1160-nucleotide messenger RNA. Lineage: Eukaryota; Viridiplantae; Streptophyta; Magnoliopsida; Ericales; Theaceae. The record is from RefSeq and is a predicted model, not a curated record.